AUGGCUCCAUCUGCGGUCGCUUCUCCUGGCAACGCUGUGCUACUGGCCAAGGUGACUAACAAAACUCACCGGCUGUGGUGGAGAGACCCGGGUCUACAAAGCCUCAAUAUUCUACUCUUGUCGUGUUUUCUCGGUUCCAUAGCAAACGGCUAUGAUGUAUCUCUAAUCUCUGGACUCGAGGCAAUCCCCCGCUGGUUCGAGGACAUAUCUGGCGCCAAGAAUGUCAAUACUCUGGGUCUGCUCAUCGCAGCCUACUCCUUUGGCGGUGUUAUCUCUUUCUUUCCAGCACCCUGGGUGGCUGACAAGCUGGGUCGUCGGUGGGGGAUCAUAAUUGGAGACGUGGCCGUCAUCGGGCAGUGCUUCUGCAAGACGGCCAUCCAGUUCCUCGCCACCCGCCUCGUCCUCGGCUUCUUCUCGCUUUUUUACUCCAUCAGUUCAACAGCGCUUCCCUCAGAGCUUGCCCACCCGCGCCAGCGAGCUAUCGUUGGCGCCCUCUUUAACACAUUUUUCCUUCUGGUCGUGGAGGACACCUGUCAUUACACAGCUCUUUGGACGAGUGUGCAGCUUAUAUUUGUCCUAUUUACCCCAGAGUCUCCGCGUUGGUUGGUAAAUAAUGAACGGCUCGACGAGGCUAAAAGCACCUUAGCCAAGUACCACGCCAAUGGUGAUGAGACUGACGAGCUCGUCAUUGUCGAGUUUUUAGAAAUUCGCGCCUUAGUCGAGCCAGCUAAGAGCUUAAAGGUGACUUGGGCAUCGUUGUUUGCUACCCCCGGCAACCGGAGGAGAAUUUCCAUCUGUCUCGGGCUCGGUCUCGCUACGCAGUGGGUUGGUAAUGGCAUCAUUAGCUACUAUUUUGCACCGGUGCUUGAGACGGUCGGCAUCUCCAACCCAACUCAACAGCAAGGCAUCAACGGUGGUUUGCAAAUUUACAACUGGUUCUUGUCAAUCGCCGGGGCGAUGCUGGCAGAGAGGGCUGGGCGUAGAAAGCUGUUUAUGCUAUCGUCGUCCAUAAUGUUGUUGUUCAUGAUUCUCGUCUUGACAUGCUCAGAUGUCUUCGCCAACACGGGAAAUUCUUCUUCCGGUACAGCGGUUAUCGUGUUCCUGUUCCUGUUCUUGGGCGGCUACGUUAUCGGCUUCACACCAAUCCCUAUUGUAUAUGUCAAUGAGAUUUGGCCGACAGAGCUUCGAGCCAAGGGCGGAUCCGUGUAUUGGCUCUCGCAAACGUUAGCAGUCUGCUUCAACCAGUAUGUGAAUCCCAUUGCGCUCCGCGAGAUUCGAUGGCGGUACUACUUUGUCUACGUCGGCGUCCUGAUUGCCGUCAUAAUGUUUGUCUACUUCUUUGUUCUCGAGACAAAGGGGAGUUCCUUGGAGGAGGUCGUGGGUAUCUUUGACAAGAAGUAUGAGGUGGCAGUAUCUCAGCCGCUCAGCAACGCAUUGAGAAAGGAGGAAACUGAGGUAGUAACCGUCGAAAACACAGCUUGA
This is a messenger RNA of Trichoderma aggressivum f. europaeum, 1482 nucleotides long. RefSeq lists its product as uncharacterized. Gene Ontology annotation, molecular function: carbohydrate:proton symporter activity. Lineage: Eukaryota; Fungi; Ascomycota; Sordariomycetes; Hypocreales; Hypocreaceae. The record is from RefSeq and is a predicted model, not a curated record. Gene Ontology annotation, biological process: transmembrane transport; carbohydrate transport. Bases 1 to 1482 code for a protein of 493 amino acids. Gene Ontology annotation, cellular component: membrane. The transcript is spliced from 2 exons.